Molecule: messenger RNA, 1971 nt
Organism: Fusarium oxysporum Fo47
Lineage: Eukaryota; Fungi; Ascomycota; Sordariomycetes; Hypocreales; Nectriaceae
Exons: 4
Coding region: 1-1971 (656 amino acids)
Source: RefSeq, a predicted model, not a curated record
AUGGACAAGCCUGUGGGACGUCAGUUGAAGUUGCUGACACGCCCAGGACCAUAUGUGAAACAUCUAAUCCCGCCAAACGUUGGCUCCGGCCCUCAUCGCAAGAACGUCCAGGCACGCACGCUUGGUGUCUGGAUUGCCUUGGUUUUUACUGCCCUCGGAAUCUUCUUCCAGAACUAUGUUGAUAUCGGGCCAAAAUACAGAGCUGCAGCUCUUGGGCUGGUCUUCCCUGGAGCCGGAUAUCUUGCGAGCGCCAAUGUACUUGGUGGCAUAUUGUUCGCGCUGACUUGGGCAAGCGCCCCGCUCGCUCUCUUUGCGUGGUUUGGUGCCGGAGCAAUCUUAUUCCCUCUCCUCGUCUGGGGCUUGUCUAUCUUAGGCGCCUACUUCACUACAGGAGACACCCUAUGGGAGAAUUCAGGCUAUUGGGCCCCUGGUUUUCUUUUCGCUGCCUUCCUGUAUGCCAACGGCUCAUCAAGAACUGAAAGGAAUCGAAGCUAUAAGAAGAGAACAACGAGAAACGAGUUCAUCUUACGCCAAGCUGCCGAGACAGACAGACUUGUCGCCGCAGCUUCCAAGAGAGAGGAAGAUGAAGAACUGAGCAUUGAGAGUCUCAGGAAGCUACAAUUCCUGUUUGACCAGGCCUUUCAAAGUCUUGAUGACUGGUCAGGCUUUACUAUUGUCGACCAAUACCAGACCGCAGCCCUUCGUUAUCAGAUCUAUCAGAUGAUGUUUGUACUCGGUCUUUACCAGUCAAUCUAUACUCCAAACGCGCACGGCUACGUCAACGAAGCUUUCCAACGAAUCAUUGAGCGGUCUUUGACUCAGAAAGUUCUCAAUUUCUGGAAGUGGGAAUGUUUGACUGGCAAAUUCUCACUCGAUUGGGAUCCAGUCAAGAAAGACAAUAUCAUGGUCACGGGGUUCUUGCUGCAGGGAGUCAUGCUUUACACUGCCAAUACAGGUGAUAUGAGAUAUACAAAGCCUAGAAGUCUGGUCUUCAACAUUGACGAAAAGCAUUCCUACAGAUACAGUCUUCAUGACCUUCAGGAAUCACUUGUGCGACAAUGGUCUGCUAGUCCAUACUGUCUCAUUUCAUGUGAGCCUAAUUGGAUCUACGUCAUGUGCAAUCUGCAAGGCAUGACAGGAGCAGUUCUCUACGAUCGAGUUUUUGGAACGAAGUCCACUGAAGUCCUGUUACCAAUAUUCGAGGAGUCUCUGAACACGAACUUUAGCGAGACCAGUGGCAGUGUCUUGACUAUAAGGUCCGAGUUGACAGGUUUCACUAUUCCAGGUCUAUGCGGCGCAGCUGGAGAUUUGGCAGCAAUCAUGAUGGGAUGCGGUCCUUUAAGAAACUUCUCCAGACGUCUUUGGACUAUCAUUCGGAAUGAGACAGUUCAGUUUGAUACCAAAACAAAAGAGGUCUCGCUGACUGGACUCGUGGGAGCGGAUAAGAUUGAUCCGGGCAAUUAUCGCUCGAAUGAGUAUGCUAUGUACACUCAACUUGCCAUUGCUGCGGGUGAGUACGGUGAUGAAGAGCUGAAAGUGGCUUGUGUGAAAAAGUUUGAGGGAGCAUGGGGUGUUAAGACAGCACCGACGGGCUCUCAUUAUCUUGACCUUGAGAAUGCGUCGUGUUUGAUGAAUCAAGCGGCGUUGACGGCUGCUCUUAUCCGACCUGGGGCAUAUCAUCGGAUGGUACAGAAGGGACCGUCUGAAACAGCAUUGAAAGGGCCCAUCCUUUCAGAAGUGCCAUAUCCUGGUGUCCUUAUAGCAAAAGCAAGGUCUCAUACAUCUCGGGAUUUGGAACUAGUUCUCUAUCCCUCAGCUGAUGCAGGCGUUUUCGACCUUGGUAUUUCUCGUCUUUCUCCGGGCCAGACAUACAGUUAUCUCGACAAGACAGUGAAUGCGGACAGGGAUGGAUUUGUCAAGAUCUCGGUUCUUGUUGAGGGCAGGACUCAUGUGCACAUUUCUCCAAUUUGA